AUGGCGACGAAAGUGUAUAUUGUGUUUUACUCCAUGUACGGCCAUGUCGAGAAAUUGGCAGAGGAGAUAAAGAAAGGGGCUGCAUCUGUUGAAGGUGUUGAAGCCAAACUAUGGCAGGUACCCGAGACACUUCCUGAAGAGGUUAUCGCAAAAAUGAGCGCACCACCAAAGAGUGACGUCCCGAUUAUUACCCCGAACGAGCUUGCUGAGGCCGAUGGACUCAUCUUCGGUUUUCCUACAAGGUUUGGCAUGAUGGCUGCUCAGUUCAAAGCGUUCUUGGACGCGACAGGAGGACUAUGGAGGACUCAGCAACUCGCCGGUAAACCAGCCGGCAUCUUCUACAGCACCGGGUCUCAAGGUGGUGGCCAGGAAACCACUGCAUUGACGGCGAUAACUCAGCUGGUGCACCACGGGAUGAUAUAUGUCCCGAUAGGGUACACGUUCGGGGCGGGGAUGUUCGAGAUGGGGAAAGUGAAAGGAGGGAGUCCGUACGGAGCAGGGACAUACGCGGGAGAUGGUUCGAGACAGCCGUCGGAACUGGAGCUGGAACAAGCCUUUCACCAAGGCAAGUACAUCGCCACCAUUGCCAAGAAACUCAAAGUUGCUUCUGCUUAAGAAACACAAGUAAGUCUCUGGUUUGGUAUCUGGGUUUCUUAUAAUUCUUUGAUGGGGAAAUCUAUUAUUUGCAUUGUGUGGUUUUUCGUCUUUUGUUAUCAUUAUUAUUAUCCACACUACAUUACUAAUUACUUGGGAGCAAUAGUUCUUGCCCUGAGUCAUAUAUAUUUAGUAUUGAUGAUGACGAUGAUCAGUUGAGAUUAUGUUGAAAACGAAGAUCAUAAGCUGAAACGUCAAAAACGAUGUACCGAUAAGUAUUGCCAUAUAUAUAUAAAGGCCCAUUUUCAAGGGUAAGUGAC
Molecule: messenger RNA, 914 nt
Organism: Tarenaya hassleriana
Lineage: Eukaryota; Viridiplantae; Streptophyta; Magnoliopsida; Brassicales; Cleomaceae
Product: probable NAD(P)H dehydrogenase (quinone) FQR1-like 1
Exons: 4
Coding region: 1-615 (204 amino acids)
Molecular function (GO): FMN binding; NAD(P)H dehydrogenase (quinone) activity
Source: RefSeq, a predicted model, not a curated record